AUGGCUCCGUCGCAACCACCCCUCGAUUCCCCCCAGCCGCCGCCGCUACCGCCACCCAAGUAUCCCGCCGCCUCGCGAUCAGUCUCGCGCUUGGAAGACGAUGACCGUUCCUGGGAGCAUACCAUCCGUCUAGUGUCUCCCGAGCCCGUGCUGUCCCCGCCGACCAUCGCCCACUCGCGCGAGUCGUCCGCCGAAAAGGUCCCCCGUCUCCCACCGCCGCUGACCUCGCCGCGAUCCGCCACUGGCGCCUCUGCCCGACAAAACAUUGAUGCCACGCGCGUCGCCGCCUACGGACACCACCGCCAGACCUCCAUCGUGCACGGCAUACAGCACUCGAGAAAUGGGAGCAUCGCCAGCUCCGCCUCCAGCCCCUUGAGUCCACAGAUGAUUGCCGCCGCCGGCGUCGGACUCGACAUGGACUCGGUCGCUGCGAGGAUGGACGUUGCCGCCGCCGCAUUGCCCUCGGCCACUCCGGGAAGCGCAUCGCCCGCUGCCAUGGAAAAGUCGGCUUCGGCGACCGACGUACCUAGCUUUGGCGCAACCCAGCGCAAAAUCGACCAUGGCAAAUCGCGACGCGACCACCCGACCCACCACUCGCAUUCUUCUAGACACCGUGACGACCAGAAAACCGUCGGAGAAUACGCCCUCCAUGUUCUUUUCACCUCCUUCAUCGCACAGGCGGAAGAAAAGCUCAACGAAUGCAUCACUGUGCCCUUCGACCCUGAACCGAGCGUCGACCAAAUAUGCGGUCCCGGCGUUGAUCUUGGCUUUGACCAGCUCAUCGUCGCACUCGGCCACAUUGCCAGUCCUAAACCGAAAGCUUUGAUCGAUUCCAUGAUGCUCUGGCGCAAAAGCAAGAGUGAUGCAGCCAACGACGCCCGCAGUCAGCUCCAGCAACUGCGCAAUAACCCCCCUGGCACACCCUUGAUGCGACGGAACACAGAACCCGCCGGCAUCAACCCCGCCGAUGCGUUUCCGACAGGCGUGUCCCUGGCUGCAAAGCAGGAAUAUGUUGCCCAACAGGAACGCCGCUCUACCGUCUCCAUCUAUAUUCUCUGCCGCGUCCUUGUCGAGGUCAUCUGCCAAAGUAGCCUUGCAUCAAUCACGCCAGAGAUGGAAGAUAAGCUAGAGAGUAUCAUCUUUGGCCAGCUCAAAAUCGCCGAUACUGAACAACUGGCCCUCUCUCCCUUGAAAAUGGCCAACUGGAAUCUUUUUGCCCAGCUGCUUGGCUACAUGAGCGAGAUCAACUUUGUGGGAAUCAGUCGCCGAUUCAUCGACGACCUAAGUAACUGUCUUCAGGAACGAACUAUCAAGAGUCCCACAUCGGCUUCUGGUCGUGAUGUAGAGGGCAAGAUCGAACUUGUGCUCAACGGCAUGAAACACCUGCGCAUUAAAGUGUCACCCGAGGAGUCGUGGGAGCAAUCCUGCGAUUUUCUCAUAAAAUUGGGUCGCCUUUUCAGCAAAUCCCAUGGCCAAAGAGUUAAGUCCGCCUUCUGCCAUGUGCUCGAUAUGCUGUUGCGUCCCGUCGCAGCCAAGGCUCUCAACAGUCAUCUGAUGCAAGCCAAAUGGGCCGAUGUGCUUUCCGCCGUCGGUCAACGCGUUCAGCAAAUGCACUUAAAGCCGAGGCAUUGGGCUGUGGCAUUUCCUCUCACAGCUACGAUUGUUUGUGUUUCUCCCCCGGAAGUCUUUACGUCGCAGUGGCUACAGCAAAUUAUCCCGCUCCAAACCAAAGUCAAGGAUAGAUUCACAAAGCCUCUGUGCCUGCAGGUUGUUUCUCGGCUCGUCUGGACUUAUCUUUACCGCACAAAUGACAGCCAGACUAGUGCCUCGAGGAAGCUAGACGAUGUCAUCAGACUUGUCAUGCCUUCCUCGAAACGCAGUCUAGUCGCUGCUGAUGCUGCCGUCACCGAUCCCCUGAUCCAGUUGAUUCGCAUCAUUGGCUUCAAAUACCCCGAAUUUUGCUUCAAAAACAUCAUAUUUCCCCUCAUCAACGCGGAAUAUUUUGUGCAAAACAAAGAGCUCAAGGUCGAACAGCUGGACCCUGACAGAAUUGUGAUUGGAAUCCGCGCAUUUCUCAGCAUCAUGUCGGAUCUCGAAAAAGGCGAACAGGGCCGUCCCCCCUUCCCGCAAGCCUUCGAAGCUAUACCCGCCCUUGACAGAUCUCCCACCUCGCCUGUAAUGUCCAUGAAAUCAAGACCACCUCCAAGUCCGACAGCCCCUCCGAAGAAGGAUACAGUCUCGCGGCCCGUGCUUACUUCUGUCCUGACUGAUGGGGUACGUGAAUACUACUUCAAGUUUUGUGAAGUUUUGGGAAAAAUCGCUAUUCUAUGUGACAAUACGUUUGGUGGACAAGCUACUUUGGAUGAGAAAUUCAAUAGUCCAGGACCCAAGACACCGAUUUCCGAGUCCUUUACGUUUUCCCGCAAAGAUGACGGCCAGAAUGCCCAAGAUCAACGGCAGGCAUUCUACGAGCUUCUACACGUUGCCGUGCAAGCACUGCCAAGAUGCCUGCCCACCGGUAUACAGCUCAACACUCUCAUCAACCUGCUCUGCACCGGUACUGCCCACGUUCAGUUCCACAUUGCGGAUUCAUCUGCCGACUCCCUCAAAGCAAUUGCCAAGCACGCUCAUGCUCAGCAAGUGACCAUGGGCUUUGCACGAUUCAUCUUCAACUUUGAUGACCGGUACUCAACCAUGUCAGAUGGCGGAAUGCUGGGACCGGGACACAUUGAGAAUACAUUGCGCCUUUAUGUCGAGCUGAUGCAGAUCUGGAUUGAAGAAAUCCGUCAAAAGAUGAGAGAUGCCGACGGCAAAGGAACUGACCAGAGAGCCCUAAAACUGGAUCUGUCUCAGGUCUGGGGCGAGGUUGAUCAAGCGGAAGCCCAUGGGCUCUUUUUUCUCUGCUCUCAAUCCCGCCGUGUGCGCCACUUCGCUAUCACCGUACUGAGGCUCAUUACUGAAUUCGACAAGGCUCUUGGCAAGGACACCUCUGGUGAGAAGGACACUCUCAGGCUCAUUGAUAUCCUCGAAAAUGACUCUAUUCAAGUCAUGAACUUCAAUGAAGAAAGCCUCUCCGUUGCAGAGCGAAGUCGUCUACAGCGCGGUCUGCAAAAUGCUAACAGCAAAGGAGCUGUGGUCGAGCUCUGCACCAGCGACAUAUCGUAUGAUGCAACGCUUUGGUUCAAGAUUGUACCGAAUCUGAUACGCAUUUUCUUCGAGAGAUGUCCGUUUGCCGUCACAAUUUGUCGCGAUUUGAUUUGCAAUCGCAUUAUCCAAAUGUACAAGCCUAUCGUUUAUCUUUCGGAACCUUCUCGCGGCCUCGUGUAUGCCGGGGAGUCCGGGAAUCAGCGUAUAGGUAACAAAUCUGCGGCUGCACACCCUGAGGUCAUGAUCGAGCAAUGGAAGCUAUACUUGAUUUUUGCCUGCACGACGAUGGCUGACCCUGGAGCGCUGCCAUCGCCAGCCAAUCCGAAAGACCGACAACAUACCCGCAAAGGCUCACGGCAUACCUCUACAGACAAAAUUGUAACGGCUAGAACGUUGUUCAAAUAUCUGAUACCCCUACUUUCAGUGUCAUCUACAUCAGUUCGCGAUGCUGUUGUAGUCUCCAUGGGCUCAAUCAACAUCCACAUCUACAGAUCUUUGUUGGAGGAGCUGCAAGGCCAGGUAGCUCGAUGCAACGAUGAGGCUAGAGCCAGAAUUCACCAGCGGACAAACAGUAGUCCUCGGCGAAACCGAAAAAUGGAUUUACUGCGAACCGAAAUCACGCAUGUCUUCAAACUGACGUCCCACUUCUUACGGGAUGAACGUGUAUAUGACAACGAAUUCUUCUUGACGACAUUGACCGCUUAUGCCAAGGAUUUGAAGCUUUUCCUGAUGGACGGUGAAGUGCAGAUGGACUGGGAGUUUCAGAAGCUGCGACAACAUUACUGCGGUUUGAUGGAAAGCUUAUUCGACGGUAUCAAUCGCGCCAAGGACCCCUCGCGUUGGAUGACGUUUGAGUCGCGAAAGUCUGCCUUUUCCCUGAUGGAAGAUUGGUGUGGGUUCUCGCCGAAUCAGAAUCAGAUUCGCGCCAGAGAGGAUACAAUGAGACAAUCCAUCAUUGACCAACAAUCUUUGGGAGAGCGAGGAACGGUGACAGCAGCCAUGGAGAUUGAGAAACGAAACCUGCGAAAUGCGGCCUUGAGCGCCAUGGCGGCACUUUGCGCAGGCGCCGUCACAUUCACGACCGAAAGUGGUGUCACGUUGCAGUUUGACGUGCGCCGUAUGCUGGCAUGGGUCGAAGCCAUCUUUAAUUCUGGAAGUGACCGUAUGAAUGUCACUGGCCGACUGGCGCUGAAGAACCUCGUCAUUCAUAACCGAGACUAUCCGUAUCUCUUGGAUCGCUGUAUCUUGCGCUGCUACCUUGCAGACGCACGCAAAGUACUUGAAAGCUACUUCAUGGUGACCAUGGAUGUGCUCCAAGAAUGCCCCGAGUACCCUUGUCCGUUUUGGAAGAUGCUUGCUCUCUGUCUCUUUACUCUUGGAAAUGAGCAGAGCGAGGUCCGAUCAAAGUCUGCCGCUGCUCUCCGCUCACUUGAGAUUAGACAGCAGCGCAACUCCAAAAUUCGCGAUUUUGACAUUAGCAUUGCGGACAAGACGCAGGUGGUGUACAAGUUGGCGCAGUUUGAGAUUUCGAAGCGACUCGCCAUGUCGUAUACUGAGCUGGCCUUUCACAUUGUGUCCGAGUUUACUCUGUACUUCAAAGACCUCCAGCCGCAUGCACAACGGAAUGUCGUUGCGGUUAUCCUGCCCUGGAUUCAAGCGAUUGAGUUGAAGAUUGACCCCAAUGGCGGACCCACAGCUCAAUCAUACGUCCUACUCGCCAACCUUCUUGAGAUUACUAUCAAAUCAGGUGGCGCCCUCCACCAUGAAGUACAGGCACUGUGGCAGGCCUUGGCGACAGGUCCGCAUCCCGGUAACGUGCGGUUGGUAUUGGACUUUAUCAUGCAGUUGUGUCUUGAGCGACGAGAGCAAAAUUUUGUGGAAUAUGCGAAGCAGAUUGUUGUGUUCCUAUCCACCACGAGUGGCACACCUGGAAUCAAAGUCGUUGAGUUUUUGCUGAUGCAGAUCACCCCCAAGGCCAUGGUGCCUAACGAAAAGCGAAACUCGAUACCGCCUCAGCCGGAUGUGAGCGCCCUUCCGUACUGUGCCGAUCUUAACGAAGCUUUGCCAGUUGGAACGAAGCAAGCAGGAUUCUCACUCGGACAGCUGUCUCUGAUCUUGCUUGUUGAUUUGAUGGUUGCCCCUGUGAACCUGCCACCAGAGAAUAUCCCCUCGCUUUUACAUGUGGUGACGGUUCUGUGGGAUCAUUAUACCCCGUUGGUUCAAGAGCAGGCCCGGGAGAUGCUGGUGCACCUGAUACACGAGCUGGUGCUCUCGCGCAUGGACGAGAACCUCCACGACACGAGAAAGGAGGCCAUUGAGGAACUCAUCGACUUGGUCCGCGGCCACGACCGCGCAGUCGUUUGGAGCUACGAAGACAGCAAUGGCAAGGUUGAUGAGCAAGACAACAAGGUACCUCCCAGCAUGGAAUACCUCACCGCUGAAGUGCUGCAAACGUUUGAGCCUGCGUAUCCCGGCAUCAAAGAGCAAUGGGGAAGGCUCUCGCUUACCUGGGCCACGUCGUGCCCCGUCCGCCAUUUGGCCUGUCGCUCGUUUCAAAUCUUUCGCUGUGUUCUGACAUCGUUGGAUCAGUACAUGCUGGGCGAUAUGUUGGCCCGACUUUCGAAUACAAUUGCCGACGAAGACCCAGAGAUACAGUCCUUUUCUAUGGAGAUCUUGACAACUCUCAAGACAUUGAUUGUCAAGCUCGAGUCCGACAAGCUUCUAACGUUCCCGCAGCUCUUUUGGACCACCUGUGCUUGUCUCGAAUCCAUCAACGAGCGAGAGUUUAGGGAAGCCGUGGACAUGCUUAGCGAGCUAGUAGGCAAGGUUGACUUGCGAUCUGCCAACAUUCGACGGCUGAUUGCGGAUGGCCAACCCUCGCGCUGGGAGGGAGCGUUUGACGGUCUGCAGCCUUUGCUGCACAAAGGCCUCCGCUCGGCGGUAUGCUGGCAGCCAACGUUGGAUAUUAUGGAGCAGCUCGUCAAGCUUCCCAAUGACCCUCUGAUUGGCGACGACCAACGUCUCUUUUUCGCGUUGCUGGCCAACUUUCCACGGUUCCUCAACGAUUUGGAGCAACGAAGCCUGCCUUCGGAUGACAGCCUGCGAUCAGCGCGCGUUUUGUUUGCCGAGGCAGACCGUCAGGGUCUAGAAGGUAUUAGCGUGGUCAUGGACGAUUAUAUAAAUGGCGAAAUUAACAGCGGCAACGACCUUUUGACACUACUAUUCGGAGCGCUGAGAGAAUACUAUCUCCCACGACUUGAUUUCAAGAUGAUUACCUUCUUGCUCGGGCUGCUCACGAAUUCGAUCAACUGGAUCAAAGUGCAUACAAUGCGUAUCCUCUGCAUCGCUAUUCCAGAGGUUGACAUGAAAAACCCUGAGCUUACGGGACAUGGCUCUGAUCUUAUUUCGCCUCUGCUCCGCCUGCUCCAGACAGACUUGUGUAUGAAUGCGCUCGGGGUGCUGGAUAACAUAAUGACCGUCUCCGGUAGUCACAUGGACAAGCACCACUUGCGCAUGAGCAUGACGCGCGCCACUUCCAAGGUUAUCCGCAAAGAGUAUGAACGAACGCAGAGUCUAUUUGGUAUCCCAGAAGCAUCAGGGUGGGCGAUCCCGGUGCCUGCCAAGAAGACAGAGGCCACGCGCGCCAAUAUUCAUGCUGCAUUUUACAUGUGCCAGAGCGCAGGCGGAUCGUCCACUGAGGCCACGCCGACGGCCGAAGUUGAAUUCCACAACGAUGAUUUUGCCUAUGGAUACUUUGAGGCACACGAACGCACAGGGACCAUGCUCUCGGAUGAUGGGCGGACCGAUACUUUGGUUGGGGAUCUGGUGACCAAGCUGGACAGCCUGGACGACUUUUUCGACGAGCCCUCAAGCCCCCACACAGACGACGACGGCCGGUCGUCGCGAACGGUGACGGAGUACGAGCCGGAUGCGUUUGAUUCAGAGACGCAAUUAUACGACGAGCAAAUUCUGCCCAUUCUGCAUCAAGCAUCCAGCAACACGUCCUUCCAGAAUGGCUUCGCCGACAGACCGCCGGCCAUGUCGCGGGAGGCAAGCGCCAACGCGAUGAACCCCGGCGCCUUUAACAUAGUGACGUCGCCCCGACCCGGUCUCCAUGCGCGCUCCAUCACGUCGCCAUCAGCGCCCGCGUCGUACUACCCGCAGAUGGCGGGCGACAUGACGUCGGACGAGGAGUACCUGUCGGCGGGGUUCUCUGACGCCGACGACGAGCGGCCCAAUACCACCGCCAACAUUGGCAGCGUCUUUUUUCUGGAGAACAUGGUGAACCGGCAGACCGGGACCGGGAUCGCCACCGCCGCCCGCUCAACGAACUUGCGGAGAUUGACGAGCCGGUCGCGUGAUGAACAUCGCGUGCGCGAAAAGACGCCACCGCUGCCGGUACCGAAGCUGCCCGCGACGAGCCCCAACAUGUUUGGGGGCGGGCAGCAAGAUGUGCUGUAG
Molecule: messenger RNA, 7608 nt
Organism: Cordyceps militaris CM01
Lineage: Eukaryota; Fungi; Ascomycota; Sordariomycetes; Hypocreales; Cordycipitaceae
Product: cell morphogenesis protein (PAG1), putative
Exons: 2
Coding region: 1-7608 (2535 amino acids)
Biological process (GO): cell morphogenesis
Cellular component (GO): site of polarized growth; cell cortex
Source: RefSeq, a predicted model, not a curated record